Fusarium mangiferae is the source of this 1584-nucleotide messenger RNA. RefSeq lists its product as uncharacterized. The coding region runs from base 1 to 1584 and encodes 527 amino acids. The transcript has 2 exons. Gene Ontology annotation, molecular function: zinc ion binding; DNA-binding transcription factor activity, RNA polymerase II-specific. NCBI's taxonomy places the organism in Eukaryota, Fungi, Ascomycota, Sordariomycetes, Hypocreales, Nectriaceae. Gene Ontology annotation, biological process: regulation of transcription by RNA polymerase II. The record is from RefSeq and is a predicted model, not a curated record.
AUGCUCAUCACGAGGACACUGCCGUUCUCAACUGUCACUACCUCCACAUUUCUGAGCAGAGGGGAGACGACAGCUUCGAGCAGGCAUAAACAGCAUGCAACAACGAUGUCCAGUGAUUUGGCACAUGCAGCAAUUGUGGGGAAGCGACAAAGCAGAGGGCGAUCUAGACUAGGAUGCUUCACAUGUAGGGCAAAACAUGUCAAGUGUGAUGAGCGUCUGCCUGUCUGUCGACGAUGCGAGCGCCUAAACCUAACCUGCAGUCCAUAUUGGACCAACGAUGGAGCGACGACUUCCAGGAGACUUUCUUCAACAUCGACAUCACUUCGGAAGCUGCAGCCGUCGAAACGACUUAUGGCUCAUACAGAUGGGCCAGCCACCGAGGAAUGCAGUCCCCAAAGCAACAGUAACGAUUCACUGGACUGGGCGGCAUUCGACGACCUAUCCGAUGCCGCUCUAAUGGCUCAAUGUUCACGAGAUGACGCCCUGGAUUUAUUCCAUCCUAUCGACAUGGGAAAUAUUCCAGCACGGAUUAAUUCGCAAGAAUUGUCAGCUCUGAUAACCUCAUCCCCUCCAAAUUAUGAGGAAACUAUGGAUCACAUGAUGGGAAACCUGCCACUUGGAUCGCUACCUUUUGUUAACCAAAUUGUCUUAUCUCAGACGCUCGCCCUCAGUGAGAAUAACUUAACUCUGAACCACGAGGAAUAUGAGGCUCUGAGACACUAUCAGGAUGGAUUUUGCUUGGUACAUACCUCCAAGGUUGCCGCGUGGUCUUUCCCUGUCCUCCUCCUGCAAAAGGUCUCUUACAGUGCUAUCGCUAUGCGCUGUGCACUGGCUGUGUCACUUCAAGACCUCGACAUGCGGCGCCAUUCUGAUCAUCAUACUUCUAGCAGAGCAGAGUCAUCGCUAGCCAUUUCCCACUUCACUAUCGCAUCGUCGACAUUCCGAGAAGUCAUACGACAAUCAACCAGUUCUGUUGACCAUGUGGAGACCCUAGCUGCAUUUUAUUUCCACUACGUCUUCCUCACCCAUCAGCGCAUUGUCAACAGGGAAGAACUGCACAAGCUAAGCGGGGCAGUCUUGCGAUAUCUCCAGGCCUCGUCGAUAGGGGAGAUUUUGACCAGAUCGACGUCAGAGCCAGCCGUGGCCAUGACACCACCCAUGGGCGCAUUCUUGUGCCGGAUGCUGCUAUGGGUUUACAGAGAGGAUGUAUAUGCAAUGGGUUACCGUUGUGCUGGUGAGGUUGCGCGAUACAUUUCCGAACGUCCAAGACUUCUCAGGCGGCUAUGCGUCACCUCGCGGCCAGCAUUACAGCUGAACUGGGGCACUGUGUACCCAGCUGAACAACAUUUAGACGAUGUCUUCUCCGCUCAGCACCUUGACAUGCUAGUUCGCAUGAUCCAGCUCCAGUUCCAGAUUACUGAGUUUGGCUGGUCGACAAUGGAGUCAGCCAACGUAGAUCGGGUUCCAGACACAUCUAUGCCAGCAGAGAGGAGCUUGCAGAUAGAGGAGAAGUUUGACCUCAUAGAAACGGUAAGACAUUAUCCUGGGCGGUAUACCACUCGGAGAUGUUUUGACUGGCGCUGA